AUGAAGAAUUUUCUCCGUGUCUGUCGCCUUUCGAAAGACACCAGUCUGGAGGGUUCCGUCUCCCUGCCUCGAUACCUGGACGUCGAGGAAAGGGAGCACUCCGUUAUUUUCUUCCUCCAUGGUAAAUUGGAUUUGUGGAAAAACUGAGUCCAAUUCUCUUUUAAAGUUGUCUUUCGCGUCUCGGUGUAAGAUGACAAAAGUGUCGUCUACGUAGCGCAUCCAGAAUUUCGGCUUGUAUGUCUGGAAGACCCGAGUUUCCAGUUCCUGCAAGACCGCCUCAGCAUGACCGACAAACGCCUAAGAACGCGCAUGCAUGAGCACACUUUAGCCGUAAGGCGAAAGGACGUACUAUCGCAUGUCGCCAUGCACUGCCUGGAAAACAACCACAAGUUCGACUUUGACGGCGCCCAGGUGCUCGGCCGAGCCGAAAGCAAACUGGCGAGGGAAGUGAUUGAGGCCUGGAAAUCAGACACGAACUCUAUCAACCGAAGUAUCGAUUUGCCAGCGCCAUACGAGGCCGUCAGGCACUAUCUACGCGCGAGAGGGGGGGCAACGAGAAGCGAACGGGACGAACCUAUCGGGUGAGAGUGCAGAUGGCCUAUUUAAACCCUGUAUUUCUCGCUCAGCCUAUCUCCGAAGAUGUGCUCGAGUAUGAACACGAAACGUCAGAUAAAUAAACCUUCUUCCCCAGAGAUCGCCUCAUCCUCCUCUUCCAUAUUAACACCUGGGGUCAGCAUUUUUGCCUAUAUCCACUUUACACUGUAUAUUUCGAUUUCACUAAGGCUUUUGAUAGUGUUGACCAUGCUCUUCUUCUCUUGAAACUGUCCUCUUUCGGAAUAAGUGGCAAACUUUUGAAUUUUAUAUCCUCUUAUUUGGGCACUCGCACACAACGAGUUAAGAUUUCCAAUACUAUCUCCAACCCCACACGUGUGAGGAGUGGAGUCAUUCAGGGUAGUGUACUCGGCCCGCUUUUAUUUUGCCUUUUCGUUAAUGAUGUACCCGAUUUAUUUCAGAAUGGUAAGCCUUUCAUGUAUGCCGAUGAUCUUAAAGUUGCAUAUCGAUAUAGGCCGGCAGAUCAUGACAUCGUGCUUGAGCUCCUAAAGAGCGAUCUACAGGCUUUCGUCCAGUGGUGCCGCACAUGGCGCCUUUCUCUUUCUUGGCAUAAGUACUCAGUCAUGGUGGUUGACGACGACCGCCAACCUCAACUAAGUAUUGAAGGUCACGCAAUAAAUGUGCCAGGGGUUAUAAAGGAUUUGGGCGUAUCAUACUCCAAGAGUCUUAAUCUCUCGGAGCACUGUGCCUUGAUAGUCCGCAAAGCACGCAGAACGACCGAGUUUAUCCUCCGAACUUUAAAACUAGGGACAUUAGAAUGCGCCUUUUCGACAUGUACGUUAGACCUGGUCUGGAAUACUGUUCGUUUUUAUUUAGCCUCAUGCGUGCUUCUGAGCGGAAGAAAAUAGAAUCCGUUUAACACUUUUUUACCAAGAGAAUUUUAACCCCAGAACACCGACAUUUGUCUUACCAAGAACGUUGCCGGCUUACAGGCCUCGAUCCUUUAGGGUUGCGUAGAUUACAAAAGGGACUAUUUUUGCUAUUUAAACUCUUAUAUAAUCACACAUCUAACCCACUCACCUCUUUAAGACAUCAUAUCCACCCACGACGUAACAGUCACCGUGAGGUCUCCUUAUUUCUGCCUCUGGCACGUACUGUUAAAUAUUGUCGGUUCUAUUCUGUAAAUGCAAUUGCUAUUUGGAAUAAACUACCCAUGAGUGCGAAAACUUUGCAAAAUUAUCCUUUAUUUAAGAGAACUAUUACUCAAUUUUUGCAUUCAGAAAAGCUCCCACAAAUUUUGGGUGCUGAAUCUACUGAUCGACUGUACCGUAGCGAUGGCGUUUGUGGUCUCUGAACACUAUGGCUGGUCUCACCAGCUGUUCCUCAACGCCUCUACUUUGACUAUCCCCAACUUCAUGAAAGGAAUUGACGUCCGAGGAUCUCCGAUACCGUGCAACCCCCUCCCCCCCUUCUUGACGGUCGAAAAUAUACCGCCAGCAGUUUUUUUUCUCCUGAACCCUUCAAACCAUAAAAAGCAUCAUCAACUAUAAUUUUUAUUCUUCAGGAGUUUUUUUUUCACUGCUGGUCGGAUUUGUGUUUAAUCGUUUCCCUUGACAAUGCCUGUAAACAGGCAUUUAAUAAAUUAAAUUAACUUUAAUUUAAUUUAAUACCCCGCGAACUCAUAGGUUUAGUCUUCCAGGACACCCUAACAGAGUUGUUCAACAAUGGGGUCGGUAAAAAUAUCGACAUAUGUGUGUCUAAAAUGCCAUAGACAGAGCUUGGAACGCGUUACCUGAAAAGUUCGUCGUAGCGCUAAAUGGGGUUUCUUUAGGGGCGCCUGUUUCGCUGUUCGGAGUUAGGGCGGAACACAGUAGUUUAGAAUGGCAUAGAGCAAGGUAAUAUACGCCUUAGACUUCUGCAGUCUACUUGUCCGCCAUUACCUCGGUAGCGUGUAAAUGCUAGGUGCCGCACAUAUGGUGAGAGUUCGACCGUCGUAAACGACGACGUCCAUGGUUAGAGCAGUACCAGUUAGCUGUAUCUGAACAGGUCUUGGGUAAGCGGACUUCGGCAGAAUACGCCGCAUUCUCUCCUGUCUCAUCCGUCAGACUUCGAGGGCAAGAAACUGUCAUCGCGACCGAAGAUAGGCUCGGGCGCAAAGCCAAACGACCUAUAUACGCGCGCCACACAGAUCUGGUCCACCAGAACGCGCUAGAAUUUUACAGAAAGGUAUUUCGUACCUCACGUCCAUGAGAAUGCUAUAAAGACUACAUUAAGAAGGAAUAAAUUGUCCUGACUCCCAGUUGUCAAGCCAGUCGCCCCACGAAAACAUGUAGUGCUAGUCAGGAAACCGAUUUAUCCAGAAAGAUGGCAGCUUUCCAAGCCACGAAUUGAAACGUAUGGCGAUAGUUUCAAAGUGUGUCAAAUUCAUUACGACAAAGAAUGCGUUGAUGUGCCAUGGAGGUGGGUUCGUCGGAGUCAACCUCACUCUCUUUUCUUCAUCCGUGCACUAGUUGGCUGUCCGAGUUUUUCCGUCAUCCAGUGCCGAAGUUGGACACAAUGGCUGACAGAAAUGCAACAGCCAAUCUACGUGUGCCACACAAGAUCUGAUCGGACGCCAGGAUGCGCCGAAGAACAGGCCUUUAAUUGAUUGUAGAAGUUGGUUUCUGUUUGUGUGUCGGGUGAUAUUAGUUGCAGACAAUCCGAGGAGCAACCGAUCGGAACGGAGGACGGCGCUAGUGGCCCGGGAACUGGCCCGCUACAAGGUGGGCAUCGUCGCACUCAGCGAGACCCGAUUCUCCGGCCAAGGCCAACUGGAGGAGGUAGGUGCAGAUUACGCCUUCUUCUGGAGUGGUCGACCCAGGGCAGAGCUACGAGCGCGAGUGUCGUCUUCGCCAUCCGGAACGACAUCGUGGGACGACUGCCUUGUUUGCCGCAGGGCAUCAACAAUCGCCCGAUGAGCCUCCGUCUGCCUCUCCGGCGGGGGGGGGGGGACAAUUCGCCACCAUAAUUAGCGCCUACGCUCCCUCGUUGAGCAGCCCCGACGCCGCCUCAAGAGACAAAUUCUACGAGGACCUGCACGCCCUCUUGGCGACUGUGUCGAAGGCGGACAAGUUGAUUGUCCUUGGUGGUUUCAACGCCCACGUCGGCACAGACCAUACUGCCUGGAGAGGAGUGCUGGAUCCCCACGGUCUCCGCGGCUCAAACAAAAACGGACUGCUGCUCCUCCACACCAGCGCAGAACACCGCCUCAUCCUGACGAACAUCUUCUUCUGUCUGCCGGAGCGAGAGAAGACCACCUGGAGGCAUCCUCGGUCGCGUCAGUGGCACCUGCUGGACUAUGUCCUCGUCCGGAGGCGAGAUCAGCGGGACGUGCUGGUGACGAAGGCGAUCGCGGGUACUGACGGGUGGACCGACCAUCGCCUCGUCAUCCCGAAGAUGCGUAUUCGCCUACAGCCUCGCAGGAGACCACAAGGUAAGCGACCCCCAGGUAAGCUAAAUGUUGCUUUGUUGUCUUUGCCCGCUCACCAUCUGCAUUUCAGCAAUGAGCUAGACAACCUUUCCAUCGCGGCCGUAGCCGCCGCUGCCGAGAACGCCUCCGUGGAGAACCGCUGGUGUCAACUGCGAGACACGGUCCAGUCGACGGCGCUCGUCGUCCUUGGUCGCGCUCCCCGUCAACACCAGGACUGGUUCGACGACAACGACGCCGCCAUCAGCAAUCUGCUUGCCGAGAAGAACCGCCUACACAAAGCCUACGUAGAUCUACCCACUGAGGACAACAAAGCUGCCUUCUACCGCAGUCGCCGACAGCUUCAGCAACGACUGCGCGAGAUGCAGGACGCCUGGACUGCUCGCAAAGCUGAGGAGAUCCAAGGCUACGCGGACCGCAACGAAUGGAAGAACUUCUUCUCCGCGAUCAAAGCUGUCUACGGUCCGCCGACGAAGGGCACCGCUCCUCUCCUCAGCGCCGACGGUGGCACUCUCCUGACUGAGAAGACGCAAAUCCUACAGCGAUGA
Spirometra erinaceieuropaei is the source of this 4566-nucleotide messenger RNA. The record is from the annotation of a GenBank genome assembly. Lineage: Eukaryota; Metazoa; Platyhelminthes; Cestoda; Diphyllobothriidea; Diphyllobothriidae.